AUGUCCAUGGCUUCGGACCAUGAGUCCUACGGCAACGACCGCGGUUCAAGCGCCCUGAACGAGCCCCAGCUCGAGGAUAACAGAGGCGUUUACUCGACCGAAGAUGCCAACCUGAAGCGCAGCCUGCAGGGGAGACACAUCCAGUUUAUUGCGCUGGGAGGAAGUAUCGGAACGGGUCUGUUUAUCGGAUCUGGCUCCCCGCUCGCCGACGGUGGGCCGGGGUCACUGAUCGUCGGGUUCCUGACCAUCUCGAUCCUUGUUAUCACUGUCGUGUUCGCGCUGGGCGAGCUGGCAUCCGUGCUGCCAGUGACGGGUGCUUUCUCUACCUACUCUACACGGUUCAUUGACCCUUCCUGGGGUUUCGCCAUGGGCUGGGUGUACUGGAUUGGCUGGAUUACUCCGCUGCCGCUCGAAAGUAUCGCGGCUGCCAUGGUCAUUCAGUACUGGGACCCCCAUGUGAAGAUACCAAGUGGCGUGUGGGUGGCCAUAUCGCUCGUCAUCAUUGCUUUUAUUAACCUGUUUGGUGUGCGAGGUUAUGGUGAAUUCGAGUUCGCUGCCUCCUUCAUCAAAGUUCUUGGAUGCAUCGGUUUUAUCAUUUGCGCCAUUGUCAUCAACUGCGGUGGCUCGCCUUCGGGCCAAUAUAUGGGUGCGCAUACGUGGCAUUUGGCUGGCGGCGCUUUCCAGAACGGUUUCAAGGGUUUCUGCUCCGUUUUCACCACGGCUGCGUUCGCUUUUGCUGGUACCGAGCUGGUGGGUCUCGCGGCUGCCGAGACCGCCGAUGCUCGGAGGCAGCUGCCCCGCGCCUGCAAGCAGGUUGUUUUCCGUGUUUUGCUCUUUUACAUUCUGUCUCUGUUCAUGGUCUCGCUUAUCGUCCCGUACGAUGACCCGCGUUUGCAAGGUGGAGAUUACGAUACCCGCACAUCACCUUUUGUGAUUGCAAUCAAAAUUGGCGCGAUCAAGGUACUCCCCGACAUCUUCAAUGCCAUUAUUCUCAUCUCAACCUUGUCUGUGGGUAAUGCGAGUGUGUAUGCGUCGAGCCGCACGCUCCUAGCCCUUGCCAUGCACGACCAGGCACCCAAAAUCUUUACCUAUGUGGACCGCAACGGCAGGCCGCUUCCUGCCGUGCUUCUUGCACUCCUCCUGGGCCCGCUGGGAUUUUUGAUCUACUCCUCGACCGAGGUGGAAAUCUUUAACUGGUUCGUGAGUCUGGCUGGUUUCAACUCCAUCUUUGCCUGGAUAUCCAUCUGCUGGGCGCACAUCCGCUUCCGUGCUGCGUGGAAGCGCGAAGGAAAUACACUCCGACAAUUGCCAUGGGCGUCACCUCUUGGCAUCAUCGGCUCCUAUGUCGGGUUUGUUUUUAACCUUCUCGUCAUCAUUGGCACUUUCUAUGUGUCGGCAUUCCCCAUCGGUGAAGGCGAAAUGACACCUAAGAGACGUGCUCACGACUUCUUCUUGGGCAUGAUUUCGCUGAUCUUUGUCAUUGUACUUUACCUGGGUCACAAAUUCUGGACGCGCAGCCGCUUUGUGCGUUUGGAAGACUUUGAUAUCCACUCUGGGCGCCGCGACCCUGUUUCCGAAGAGGUCCUGGAACAGGAGCGGGCCGAAGCACGGCAGCAAUCUUGGUGGUCCAAGGUGAUGACGUUCAUUUUCUAA
This is a messenger RNA of Malassezia japonica, 1653 nucleotides long. RefSeq lists its product as uncharacterized. Gene Ontology annotation, biological process: amino acid transmembrane transport. NCBI's taxonomy places the organism in Eukaryota, Fungi, Basidiomycota, Malasseziomycetes, Malasseziales, Malasseziaceae. The transcript is spliced from 2 exons. Gene Ontology annotation, molecular function: amino acid transmembrane transporter activity. The coding region runs from base 1 to 1653 and encodes 550 amino acids. Gene Ontology annotation, cellular component: membrane. The record is from RefSeq and is a predicted model, not a curated record.